This is a messenger RNA of Cladocopium goreaui, 1809 nucleotides long. NCBI's taxonomy places the organism in Eukaryota, Dinophyceae, Suessiales, Symbiodiniaceae. The record is from the annotation of a GenBank genome assembly.
AUGGCUAAAUGGAAGAGGAAAAAGUACCAGGAACCUGCAGGACCCCAUAGAGAAGAAGAAGAGUUCUCACCCCUUGGCUUAUCUCUGUUGGAGCAUUUCGCCUCAGGGAUGAGUGGGCCAUCUGUCCAAGCUCUUGCAUUGGCAGCAACCAAGAGUGGUGCUAACUCUGCUGAUUUGCAGCAAUUGGCUUCACUGGGGAACUAUGGGAGGUCUUCUGAGCACAUAGCCUCCCAAAUGAUUUCCAAGUAUUGCAAGUCAGACAGCAUCAAGCUUCCUGAGCCCUACUUUGUUGACACCCCUGUUCGUGUGAGAACUGCAGAUGACUGGGUGGUUGCUGUCAAGCCAGUGGCAUUGUACUUGCCACAUGAGUGGUUUGCAUGGCUACAGCUAGAGGAGCAAGCUGCUGGCUUUGAGCAACUGGAGGAAUUCUGGGAGAAUCAUCCCAUGGGUGACCCCAAAUUGGAUGGCAAUCCAAUCAUGGAUGAAGGAUGUGGCAAGUACCUGCCCCUCAUUCUUCAUGGGGAUGGUGGGGCAUUCCAGCGAGCAGAUAGCAUUCUGGUGCUGAACAUGAGAUCACUGCUAUCUUCAUCCAGUGUAGCCCACAGCCAGAUGCUCCUCCUAGCCCUUCCAAAGUCUGCAAUCCACAAAUCUGAGAUUCUUGCUGAAGAUACCAUGCAUUGCCUCUGGUCAGUGCUGACCUGGUCAAUGCAGCAUAUGUACUUCGGCAAAUUUCCAGAGAAAGCUGCAGAUGGCAAAGACUGGCAGCACAAGUCAGCAAGGGGCCAAAAGGCAGGAACCUUGUUGAAUUCUGCAGGGCUUUGUGGAAUGAUCUUUGCCAUCACAGCAGAUGGCGAGUUCUUUCAAAAUGAAUGCAAGCUGCCAGGAAGUUCCCAUGCAGAGUGCUGUUGGAGCUGUGGGGCAAACAGGUCCAGUCACCCACACAAUGACUAUAGAGCUGGAGCCAAAUGGAGUGAGACCAUCAAGAACCAUAAGGACAGCAACCCCACAGAUCACCUGAUCAUGACAGUGCCAGGCAUCAAUGGCUACACCUUGGCCUAUGACUCUCUGCACAUCUUGGAGCUGGGUGUUUCAGCCCACAUUGUGGCCAACUUCAUGUUUGACAUGGUGGUGAAGGCAGAAUUGCCAGGCAGCUCUUUUGAAGCCAGGCUGAAGGAACUUUUCAGAAAACUGUCUGGCUUAUACACUGAGCUGGCCACAGACUCCAGCAACCAAGUGAGAAGACUUCACUUGUCCACUUUCUGCCAGCCCAACAAGAAGUGGGACAGUUUUCCUGAGCUCUCAGGUGUGAAAGCAAAACAGGUGAGACACCUCAUCCCUCCACUCCUGGAACUCAGCCAGGAUUUGGUCGAUGAGAGCUCUUACAAAAAGCACAGGCUUGAGUGCAUCAAGAACCUCAACCAAAUGUAUGAAGCUAUGGAGUGCCAGGGGCUGCAUCCUGAUGAGUCAGCAUAUGAGCAGUACAAGAGGAGCACAGAGAAAUGUUUACUCCAUUACAGCAAGCUUGCCAAGAUUGCAAUCUCUCAGAACAUUCUUCAAUGGAACACUGUGCACAAGCACCACUUGGCUUGCCAUAUGCCAGAACAAUUUAGGCACUUGAACUGCAGGUUUGUGUCAACAUACUCUGGUGAAACAAUGGUGGGCUUCAUGGCCUCUCUUGGGCACGCCUGCCUCAAUGGCACUCCUCCACAUUUGGUGCCUGCAAAGGUUGCCUGGAGACAUAGAUUGGGACUGCACCUGAGGGUGACACAUGGUGACUUUGACCUGGUGGAUUCUGAAGAGGAACUGUGA